Messenger RNA from Salvia hispanica, 982 nucleotides. RefSeq names its product gamma carbonic anhydrase-like 2, mitochondrial. The record is from RefSeq and is a predicted model, not a curated record. Lineage: Eukaryota; Viridiplantae; Streptophyta; Magnoliopsida; Lamiales; Lamiaceae.
AACUCCUCUCCAUUUCCAUUUCAACUCUCUCUCUUUCUCUCUCUAGCUAAUAAAGAAAUCGAAAAAUAAUGGCAACCAUUACCCGAUUGUGCAGAAGAAUACUGCCCCGCGCCCACUCUACCUGGGCUCCGGGCCGGGCUUUCUCAGCUGAAGCAGCUCAAGCUGCAGAAAACCCGCCCCCACCGGCUCCGCUCAUCCGCGAGUCGCCGGAUCGAGUGAAAUGGGACUACCGUGGCCAGCGCAAGGCAAUACCUCUGGGCCAGUGGGCCCCCAAGGUCGCCGUCGACGCUUACGUCGCGCCCAACGUCGUCCUGGCCGGCCAGGUCGUGGUCUGGGACGGCGCCUCCGUGUGGCCCGGCGCCGUUCUUCGCGGCGACCUGAACAAGAUCUCAGUUGGAUUCUGCUCCAAUGUGCAGGAGCGCUGCGUUGUGCACGCCGCCUGGUCUUCUCCUACGGGGUUGCCAGCCGAUACACUAAUUGAGAGGUUUGUCACAAUUGGUGCAUACAGUCUGCUGCGCUCCUGCACAAUAGAGCCUGAAUGCAUUAUUGGGCAGCACUCGAUUCUAAUGGAAGGUUCCUUGGUCGAAACACAUUCCAUCCUUGAGGCCGGAUCUGUGGUUCCACCAGGAAGGAGAAUACCAAGUGGGGAGCUGUGGGCAGGAAAUCCUGCCAAGUUUGUGAGGGCUUUGACUCAUGAGGAGACACUCGAGAUCCCUAAACUUGCUGUUGCGAUAAACGACCUGAGCAGAAGCUACUGCUCUGAGUUUUUGCCUUAUUCAACUGCAUAUUUGGAAGUGGAGAAAUUGAAGAAAUCUCUAGGUAUUCCCAUCUGAAGUGUGAUGUAAUGCUCGGCUUCUUUUUUGUGAAAGAAAUAAGCAAUCAUGAGACGCUAAUGAGGCGUUCAACUGUUCCUGCCUUGUAUGUUUUGUUUAGCACUUUACUGAAAAUGGGAUAUGAAAUGGUUUCUUGACUUCUUUGAUAA